CAUCAAAACAGGAACCCUAAUUUCCGAAAAUGAACAAUUUUUAUUGAUCUUCAAACAUGUCGAUUCCUUACAUUGGUCUACAAACGGUGAUCGCUCGUCGUUGAAGAACACCUACCAUCAUCAAAUUCCCGACCCAGUUCCUCGUCGGCCAACACAAUUUGACUUCUUGUUGGGUCAUUGCUUCUUACGGAGACAAAGGGGAUGAAGCUAAUGAGUUUCCGUUCUCUGCUCGUCUCCUCCAUGCUUUUGCGUGUGUUUCUGAUUGUCUAUGGAGAAUGGCAAGAUGCUCACAUGGAGGUCCGGUACACUGAUGUUGAUUACGUGGUUUUCUCCGAUGCUGCGGCGUUGAUGGCAUCCGGCGAAUCUCCUUACAAGAGGACCACUUACCGUUAUUCACCUUUGCUCGCGCUACUUCUGAUUCCUAACUCCAUCUUUCAUCGCUCAUGGGGAAAGAUUCUUUUCUCUGCUUCUGAUUUGCUUGUUGGCUAUUUUAUCCGUAUGAUUUUGAAACAACGUAAGGUGCCUGAGAACAUAUGUACAUAUUCUGUAAUGGUAUGGCUUCUAAAUCCGUUUACAUUCACAAUCGGAACCAGAGGGAAUUGUGAACCUAUCGUUUGUGCCAUGAUAUUAUGGAUCAUUGUCUCCCUAAUGAAAGGUAAUGUGUCACAAGCUGCAUUUUGGUACGGGCUUGUUGUGCAUUUCAGGGUCUAUCCUAUUAUCUAUUCGUUACCAAUCAUCCUGGUUCUCGAUCCCCAGGUAUUUAGAUCAGGUCAAAAACCCAUUCUUGAGGAUUGGAAUACAGGUCAGGGAAAGACACCUGGUAGCAACACAGAGAAGAAAGCAUUUCACCUCAACCUCAUGGCCAUGUUAAAAAGUUUAUUUUCUAGGGAGAGAAUCAUGUUUGCUUUGAUAUCAGGGGGCGUGUUUCUAGCUUGCAAUGCUGUUUCCUUCUAUUUUUAUGGACACGAGUUCCUGCACGAGGCUCUCUUAUAUCACCUCACUCGUACGGAUCCAAGGCACAACUUCUCCAUCUACUUCUAUCACAUAUAUCUUCACUAUGAGCGCCAGUUUUCAGCUGUGGAAAAGCUUAUCUCGUUUCUACCUCAGUUCACAGUACAGUUUUCUCUAGUCUUCUGCUUCUCUCAGGACCUAGUUUUUUGCAUCUUUCUCCAAACCGUUGCGUUCGUGGCUUUCAAUAAGGUGAUAACCGCGCAGUACUUUGUGUGGUUCUAUUGCCUGCUACCUCUGAUUCUACCAUGGAGCCGUAUGAAGCUGAAAUGGGAAGGCUUGUUAUGCAUCAUCCUGUGGAUUGGAGCUCAGACACAUUGGCUCUUAUGGGGAUACAUGCUCGAGUUCAAAGGCUUUAACGUCUUCUUACAGCUAUGGAUGGCGAGUUUGGUGUUUUUGGCUGCGAACACAUUCGUCCUCGUCAAAAUCAUACAGCGCCAUCGGUUCUCUCCUCUCUUCAGACGGUAUGAAAUCUCCUCUGAUCCAAAGAAUGUUACGAAACUUGACUGAUACUAAUCCAAAAGUUGUUUGCUUUCUUUGUUUGUUGGGUCAUUUCAUAUAUUGAGACCUUCGUGUUAUGGUUUUUGUAUAUGAUUCAUGAUCUUCAA
Molecule: messenger RNA, 1616 nt
Organism: Eutrema salsugineum
Lineage: Eukaryota; Viridiplantae; Streptophyta; Magnoliopsida; Brassicales; Brassicaceae
Product: GPI mannosyltransferase 1
Exons: 5
Coding region: 202-1518 (438 amino acids)
Biological process (GO): GPI anchor biosynthetic process
Cellular component (GO): glycosylphosphatidylinositol-mannosyltransferase I complex; membrane
Molecular function (GO): GPI mannosyltransferase activity; alpha-1,4-mannosyltransferase activity
Source: RefSeq, a predicted model, not a curated record